CAAACCCAACCCAACCACCUCCUCCAUCGCGGCGGCGCCGCCAUCUCGCCGUCUCCUCGCUGCCGCGAAUUCAUCUAGCCCUCCGCCGCGACGACACCAUCCCAUCCCAUCCCCCCAGCCCGCCCCACCUCUCGCCUACGAGGGCACCGUCGGUCGAUCGGGCAACCAUGCUGCUGGGCGUGGCGAGGCGGCGGCUCGGAUCCGGAUGCGUGCUGGGGCAGCUCAUGCAGGCCCUCCGCCCGGCCUCGUCGGCGAGGGCCUACUCCGCCGCUGCCAAGGAGAUGACUGUGCGUGAAGCAUUGAAUUCUGCCCUUGACGAGGAGAUGUCUGCUGAUCCUUCUGUUUUCUUGAUGGGUGAGGAGGUUGGAGAAUACCAAGGUGCAUAUAAGAUAUCGAAGGGUUUGUUAGACAAAUAUGGCCCUGAUAGGGUUCUUGACACACCAAUCACAGAGGCUGGUUUUACUGGCAUUGGUGUUGGUGCUGCCUACCAAGGUCUUCGCCCUGUAGUGGAGUUCAUGACAUUUAACUUCUCAAUGCAGGCAAUUGACCACAUCAUAAAUUCUGCUGCCAAGUCGAAUUACAUGUCAGCCGGUCAGAUAUCUGUUCCUAUAGUUUUUAGAGGACCAAACGGUGCUGCUGCUGGUGUUGGUGCUCAACAUUCACAGUGUUAUGCAGCUUGGUAUGCGCAUGUACCAGGAUUGAAGGUCCUAACACCUUAUUCUGCAGAAGAUGCUCGGGGCUUGCUAAAAGCAGCAAUCAGGGAUCCAGACCCUGUUGUUUUCUUAGAAAAUGAACUGCUCUAUGGUGAAUCAUUUCCUGUUUCUGCCGAAGCUCUUGAUUCUAGCUUCUGUCUUCCAAUUGGAAAGGCCAAGAUAGAGCGAGAAGGAAAAGAUGUUACAAUUACUGCAUUCUCCAAGAUGGUCGGAUACGCUCUUCAGGCUGCAGAGAUACUGUCCAAGGAGGGAAUCAGUGCUGAGGUGAUCAAUCUUCGGUCAAUUAGACCAUUGGAUAGAACUGCUAUCAAUGCAUCUGUUAGGAAAACCAAUAGAUUGGUAACCGUUGAAGAAGGAUUUCCGCAACAUGGGGUUGGCGCUGAAAUAUGCAUGUCUGUUGUAGAGGACAGCUUUGAGUAUCUUGAUGCGCCGGUUGAGAGGAUUGCUGGAGCUGAUGUGCCCAUGCCCUAUGCUGCCAACCUUGAGAGGAUGGCCGUUCCACAGGUCGAGGACAUUGUUCGUGCAGCGAAGCGAGCCUGCUACAGAGCAGUACCAAUGGCAGCAACAGCCUAAUUCAGCGACUUUUUUUUUUCUCCAUCUUGUCUUCUUCUCUAUGGCCAGGAAUAUGUACCACACCAUACUGGUGCCCUCCCAACUAGUGUAAGCUGAUUUUGUAGAUCCACCAUGAGGUGCCAAUUCCCUUCUCUUCUUUUGGUCGCAGUCGGAUGGCUGCACUCGUUCAUAGUCCCAACUCAAAAUACAUUUGAAACCAUGCUACUUCUGGAGAAUUUUACAUGAUCCAAUGAUGUCAAUAACAUGUAUCUAGUGGAACUUCAGAGGUUGGCAAACCAAAACUCAGUAGAUUCA
Molecule: messenger RNA, 1580 nt
Organism: Oryza brachyantha (malo sina)
Lineage: Eukaryota; Viridiplantae; Streptophyta; Magnoliopsida; Poales; Poaceae
Product: pyruvate dehydrogenase E1 component subunit beta-1, mitochondrial
Exons: 13
Coding region: 168-1286 (372 amino acids)
Biological process (GO): pyruvate decarboxylation to acetyl-CoA
Molecular function (GO): pyruvate dehydrogenase (acetyl-transferring) activity
Source: RefSeq, a predicted model, not a curated record